GUGGAUCCAGAGAUCACUCAUAAUGCUGCAGGCUGUGAGCAUGCUCCACAUCUUCCUUCUCUGGAGUCUCAUCUUCUCCUGGUCCCUGCCUCUCCCGUUCGCCCCUCGGUCAGAUUCCUUCCCGGAUGAAGCCCUGCACCUUGCUGAGAACUACUUGAACACGUUUUACCAACUCCCCUUGGGUUCCGGUGGCCUGAAGGCACGGAACUCCUUUGUGACAGAAAGUAAGCUCCAACACAUGCAGUCGUUCUUUGGCCUGACUGCCACAGGUCACCUGAGUCCGGAAAUCUUAGAUCUCAUGAAGCAGCCGAGGUGUGGAGUUCCUGACAUGGUGGAAUUCAAUUUUUUCCCCAGGAAAGUAAAGUGGCUCACCCACAACUUAACAUAUAGAAUUACCAAUUACACUCAAGAUCUAAGUCAGGAAACUGUAGACCAAGCCAUCCACGGGGCAUUUAAAGCUUGGAGUGAUGAGAGUUUACUAAAUUUCACCAGGAUUUCCCAUGGCACUGCUGACAUCAUGAUCACUUUUGGAACCAAAGAACAUGGUGAUUUUUUCCCUUUUGAUGGGCCUCUUGGGAAACUGGCUCAUGCUUUUCCUCCUGGGAGAGGUCUUGGAGGAGAUAUCCAUUUUGAUGAUGAUGAAAAUUGGACAAAUGAUUUUAAAGCUUUCAACCUGUUUGCCGUUGCCGCUCACGAAUUGGGUCACGCUUUGGGUCUUCAGCACUCUAGUGAUCCUGAAUCACUCAUGUAUCCCAUCUACAAGUAUCCACGUCCGCAAGGCAACAUUCUCUCCAAAGAUGACAUCAAGGGCAUCCAUGCUCUCUAUGGACCAAGAAAAAGAAGAGUAGAUGGCAGAGAUCCAAAGAAAUGUGAUCCAAACUUCACAGUUGAUGCUAUCACAUAUUUACGGGGAGAAAAAUUGAUCUUUAAAGAUACAUUCUUCUGGCGACAGCAUCCCCAGGUGAUCGAAGAAAAAGCCCUGCCCAUUCAUGCAUUUUGGCCAAAUCUUCCACACAGGAUCGAUGCAGCUUAUGAAGAUCCUGGAAAAGACCUUGUGUUCAUUUUUGGAGGGGACAAGUUUUGGGCCCUUCAAGGCCAUGUGGUCCUGGAUGAUUAUCCCAAAGGACUCAGUGAACUGGGAUUUCCAAAAAACAUUGGAAAAAUUGAUGCCGCUCUCCAUGACACCCAAGCUGCAGUGACGACUUUUUUUACUGGAAACACAUACUGGAGGUACAGUGAUGAAAGACUAAGUCUGCAAGAAGGUUAUCCCAAACUCAUCCAGAAUGAUUUUCCAGGAAUUGGGAAUGACAUAGAUGCAGCAUACCAACAAAAUGGAACCAUCUACUUCUUCUCCGGAUCAACCCAGUGGGAAUAUAGCACAUCUCAAAGGUGCGUCACCCAGACUCGAAAAGCAAGCUGCAUUUUAUGUUGCUGACCCGCCAGAAGUCCAGUGUCCCAGCCUAGUCUCUGAGGGUUCACCUACUAGGCCUGGGGUUUAGGCACGAUCGGCCAUCGAUGAUGCUUAUAUUUGGCAUGUGAUUAAUUGUCACAAUUAAUCUCUCAUCUUCCCACUCUCUAUUCAUCUCUUCCUACCACUUUACGAUCUGAGUUCUCAGGUCCCCCGUCUCUUCCCCCCAUUGGGGCUAGAAGUACUUACACUCAUAUUUUCAAGCUCUGUUUCUUUCUCCUUCCCUGAGCAUUAUUUUAGCAUCUGUCUGCCCUUCUAGAUUGUAAACUCCUAAAAGACAGAGACCACAUGUACGGUCACUCUCCCAAGCACAUAGAAUAGCGCUCUGCACAGAGCAAGCAUUCAAUAAAUAUUCUUGGUUGA
Messenger RNA from Tachyglossus aculeatus (Australian echidna), 1831 nucleotides. RefSeq names its product collagenase 3-like. The record is from RefSeq and is a predicted model, not a curated record. Gene Ontology annotation, cellular component: extracellular matrix. The coding region runs from base 23 to 1435 and encodes 470 amino acids. The transcript has 10 exons. NCBI's taxonomy places the organism in Eukaryota, Metazoa, Chordata, Mammalia, Monotremata, Tachyglossidae. Gene Ontology annotation, biological process: proteolysis; extracellular matrix organization; collagen catabolic process. Gene Ontology annotation, molecular function: metalloendopeptidase activity; zinc ion binding.